This is a messenger RNA of Monoraphidium neglectum, 222 nucleotides long. Its product is annotated as Ribonuclease H2 subunit A. The record is from RefSeq and is a predicted model, not a curated record. The coding region runs from base 1 to 222 and encodes 73 amino acids. Gene Ontology annotation, biological process: mismatch repair; DNA replication, removal of RNA primer. Gene Ontology annotation, cellular component: ribonuclease H2 complex. Lineage: Eukaryota; Viridiplantae; Chlorophyta; Chlorophyceae; Sphaeropleales; Selenastraceae. The transcript has 2 exons. Gene Ontology annotation, molecular function: RNA binding; RNA-DNA hybrid ribonuclease activity.
AUGCGGCUCAUACAGGGCGCACUGGACGCGGGGGCGCGCCUGUCAGAGAUAUACAUAGACACCGUCGGCGACCCCGAGCGCUACAAGGCGCGCCUGUCGCGCACUUUCCCGGGGAUCUCCUUCACGGUCUGCCCCAAGGCCGACGCCCUGUACCCCGUGGUGCGCACCAGCAUGACUCAUGGCUGCUGGUCCGCCACCCUGAUGGAUGAGCCAUUACCUUGA